CUGAGAGAGACGAGGAGCUGAAGAUCACAGUGACGAGGAAACGCUUCACCCGCGUCUCUGAGUGAAGAUGAUGAGCUCUGUUUUCGCUAAGCUGAACCCCCGGAGGAUCAAGUGGGAGGCGUCAUGGUACGGCCUUCACUCUCGCGUGCUGAGAACCAAACCUCUGCACUCCAUGCAGGAGGGUUCUGGGGAUCUACACGGAACCGCCAGACUGGCGCAGGUUCUCACCACCGUGGACCUGGUGUCUCUGGGCGUGGGCAGCUGCGUGGGCACGGGCAUGUACGUGGUCGCCGGGCUGGUUGCUAAGGAAAUGGCAGGACCAGGAGUGAUCUUGUCAUUUAUCAUCGCUGCUGUGGCAUCGAUUCUGUCAGGUGUGUGCUAUGCUGAGUUCGGCGUGCGAGUGCCAAAGACCACCGGCUCGGCGUACACCUACAGCUACGUGACGGUGGGGGAGUUUGUGGCCUUCUUCAUCGGGUGGAACCUCAUCCUGGAGUACCUGAUCGGCACGGCGGCCGGAGCGAGCGCCCUCAGCAGCAUGUUCGACUCUCUGGCCAACCACAGCAUCAGCCGAUACAUGAUCACACACCUCGGCACUCUCAACGGCCUCGGUAAAGGAGAGGAAUCGUAUCCCGACCUGCUGGCUCUGGUCAUCGCCGUUAUCGUGACCGUGAUCGUAGCUCUUGGAGUGAAAAACUCAGUGAGCUUCAAUAACGUCCUGAACGUGGUGAAUCUGCUCGUGUGGGUGUUCAUGGUGAUCGCAGGACUCUUCUUCCUGUCCGGAGAGAACUGGGAGGACGGCAGGUUUCUGCCCUACGGCUGGUCAGGGGUGAUGCAGGGAGCUGCUACUUGUUUCUACGCCUUCAUCGGGUUUGAUAUAAUCGCCACUACAGGAGAAGAAGCUAAAAGUCCAGACACCUCGAUUCCCUACGCCAUCACCGCGUCACUCGUCACGUGUCUAACGGCAUACGUGUCUGUGAGCGUGAUCCUCACCCUGAUGGUGCCGUAUAAUCGGAUCGAUGGAGACGCUCCUCUGAUGGAGAUGUUCGCUGUUCACGGCUUCAUGGCAGGGAAGUACAUGGUGGCCAUCGGAGCCAUCGCAGGACUUACGGUCAGUCUACUGGGGUCGCUUUUCCCCAUGCCCCGAGUCAUCUACGCCAUGGCAGGGGACGGGCUGCUUUUCAGGUUCCUGUCCCAUGUGAGUCCAUACACAGAGACCCCGAUGGUGGCGUGCGCCGUGUCCGGGUUCCUGGCUGCGUUUCUGGCUCUGCUGGUCAGUCUGAGGGAUCUGAUCGAGAUGAUGUCCAUCGGCACGUUGCUGGCGUACACGCUCGUGUCUGUGUGUGUGCUGCUGCUCCGCUAUCAGCCUGAAGGAGACGGAUUCACUGACGUGCUCCCAGACGAGUUUCAGAAGACUAAAGAGGGCGUGCUGGCGGAACGUGAGCGUGACCUGUACUCCACCCCCAGCGACGCAGACGAGUACAGCAACACAUGCGGGGCCAAGAACCUUCCCUCACAAGGCGACAGUGAGAUGCUGAUUAGCAAAUCAGACUCUGGUGGCUACCAGUCGGAGUCCUCGGGGUACAGCGCGGGCGAGAAGGGGACAGAGUUUGAGGAUUCGGACAGUGCUGUGACGUCCAUGCUGAAGCGAGCACUCGGUGGUCAUUACUACACCCUUCGGAUGCGACUCGGACUUCCUGAACCGGGCUCUCAGCCCACGCCUGCUACAGGACGCACCGUCACCUACUGCGUCCUCGUCCUCUUCGUCCUCACGUUUCUGCUCUGGUCCGUUGUUAUAUACGGCCUCGACCGAGCCUCAGCAGGCGCUCGCUGGAUUCUCGUCCCAUUCGUCAUCAGCAUCAUCAUCCUCAUAGCCGUUUUAAUCAUUAUUAUUCUACGGCAGCCUGAGAGUCCCAAAAGGUUACCGUACAUGGCUCCCUGCGUCCCCUUCGUGCCCACAGCCGCCAUUCUGGUCAACAUCUACCUGAUGCUCAAGCUGUCCAGCAUUACCUGGGUCCGCUUUGGCGUGUGGUGCUCUAUAGGUCUGAUGAUUUAUUUUGGCUAUGGGAUGUGGAACAGUUCUCUGGAGCUGAGCGCGCGGGAGGAGGAAGCCCACGCCAGCUCGUAUCAGAGGUACGACACUGGAGUGGACGACAGCUUCAGGGUGGACGAUGACCUUCACGCUCAGGAGGACGGAGAAGGAGGGCGGUAUCAGGGCUGGGCGGCCGAGGAGAGGGGCUACCAGUACCAAAACCAGUACCAGAACCAGUACCAGGACCAAGACCAGCACCAAGACCAAUACCAGAACCAGUACCAGAACUACCAGUAGCAGGGCGAUGACGUCCUCCUGUGGUAAAGGCUUCGAGGAGCUGGUCAAUGAGGAUUAGCCACCGAUGUGUGUGAAAGUGUUGAGUUUCUUCUGCUUUACUGUCUUAUUCAACCUGAUAAACUUCUUUUCAGUGCUGUUUUGUUUUUAUUUGCUUGAACUUGGUGUAUGUUUAUGCUUAUAAACUUCAGAAUUAUUGGCACCCUUCAUGAAAAUGAGCAAAAAUUUAUAUAUGAAAUGAUUAAACUGUGGAUUUGAGGUAUAGUUUUAUUUUAACAGAAUACAUUUCUAAACAUAAAAUUGUUCUUGAGUAGUGUGUUUUUAUUCCUGCAAAAAAAAAAAAAAAGUUUAAAUAUAUUGGCACCCACAUUUAAAUUUUUGGAACUUGAAUUUUAUUUAUUUAUUUAUUUAUUUCAAGAAUAAUUUUUUUUAACAUAUUCCUUGGGGUGAUGGUUAUUAAUUUUACCCAAAAAGUCCCCAGUUGUUUGAGUGAAACAUUUGGAUUGUGUGUAAUGUUUAUUCUACAAUAAUUCUUGCCUAUUCUCUUGAAGGGUGCCAAUAAUUCUAGAGCUAACUGCAUGUAUUUUCCAAACAAAAUUAAUGGCCAUGGUGCAAAUGUGAUAAGGAAGAACGCAACGCCGUGUAUCGCAAUAUUUAACAAUGUGCUACGACGCUACAGCGCAGGAGGAGCAGCCGCCCACGCAGGAACAUGAGGACAGAUAAAGUCUCAGGUUCCUAAUUUGAGAGAAAUUUGAAAUCAUACAUGUCAUUCUCUGAGAAGAAAAAUCAGAACAUCACACAGAAUGUUUCUCUAUUAAGCCUUAAUGAUCUGAAAAAAAAAACAAAAACCUUGAGUUCAUGAAACUCAUUUCACACUGCCUGUGUGUGUGUGUGUGUGUGUGUGUGUGUGUGUGUGUGUGUGUGUGUGUGUGUGAGUUCUUAUUCUAUGUUCCACACCGAUAAAAUCAGGGUUCACCUGGAACACAAACACACACACGCUUUAGUUUGAAAAUGUAGAGCCUUUAAGGGUGCUCUGAUUGUCCCUCUUGCGAAACCUUUAACGGUUCUAUGUAGAACAACGAAGUGCUUUCUUAUCAGAAAAGGGUCCAAGAAGAAUUUUUCCCUUUAUGAAGCUAAAAACUCUUAAUUAUCCAAAGAACUUUUCUGUUCCACAGAGACGAAAUCAGGGGCCACAUGGAACAAGAACACACACACACACUUUUUAGUUUUUCCUUAUUUUAUUUUACAAAAUGUAAAACCUUUAAGGAUUCUUCAGUUGUGAUUCUGGGGAAACUAUUAAAG
This is a messenger RNA of Pangasianodon hypophthalmus (striped catfish), 3625 nucleotides long. RefSeq names its product solute carrier family 7 member 14b (gene slc7a14b). Gene Ontology annotation, molecular function: amino acid transmembrane transporter activity. Gene Ontology annotation, cellular component: plasma membrane. The transcript has 7 exons. NCBI's taxonomy places the organism in Eukaryota, Metazoa, Chordata, Actinopteri, Siluriformes, Pangasiidae. Bases 68 to 2326 code for a protein of 752 amino acids. Gene Ontology annotation, biological process: transmembrane transport; amino acid transport. The record is from RefSeq and is a predicted model, not a curated record.